GAGAGGUCCCAAUCCCCUGCUAAACCCUUACAGACUGCUACGACGAAAGGCAGAGUGUCUGGAUUUUUGCCUCCUUAGUGAAUGUCAAACGUGGAUGGUUUCCAAACAGCGUUGGCAUUCUUCAUGAACCAGAAAGCCGCGAUAGGUUACGGUUUCAUGGCGCUGCCGACAACGGGAGGCGAACGUGUGUUUUCUCUUGUUGCUUUCAGAUGCCCCUACAGCCAUGAAAACUUCAUGUACGGUUUGGUAUUUCUCUUAUUCCCAGCUUUUGUUUUGCUAAUUAUUGGAUAUUUCUUGACUGGCAAGAUCUGGAAACUCUUCAGAGGCUCGGCUGAAUCCCUGAAAAAUAUUCCCCAGAGGGAACAUUGCCAUUUCUUUUAUAUCUUUGGACAAAUCACUUUAAAUGCUUUGGUAGACCCAGAGAUGUGGCUUUCUGUGUCUUUGCUCAAUGGGACUUUUUAUGAAUGUGCCACGAGUGGCUUGAAAAAUCCUUCAUACUUACAUGCAGUUUGCCACAACAAAUCUACCAAGUGUUUUGAAGAGCUACACAAGGUAAUCUGUGACAAAAGCUCCAUGCCCUUUCCAGAAAGUGAUGAACUGAAACGAACUCUUCAAGCAAGUCCCAGAUUUUAGGCUGGUGUGUGAUUAGCUACCACAGCUCUUGUCUCCCUGCCAACCGCUCGCUGCGCCAGCUGCCAGCCAAAAGCCAGCCACCUUCAG
Tyto alba (common barn owl) is the source of this 720-nucleotide messenger RNA. It is a transcript of the gene CALHM5, whose product is annotated as calcium homeostasis modulator family member 5. The record is from RefSeq and is a predicted model, not a curated record. Gene Ontology annotation, molecular function: monoatomic cation channel activity. NCBI's taxonomy places the organism in Eukaryota, Metazoa, Chordata, Aves, Strigiformes, Tytonidae.